This is a messenger RNA of Hyla sarda, 5487 nucleotides long. RefSeq names its product TTK protein kinase (gene TTK). The transcript has 23 exons. NCBI's taxonomy places the organism in Eukaryota, Metazoa, Chordata, Amphibia, Anura, Hylidae. The record is from RefSeq and is a predicted model, not a curated record. Gene Ontology annotation, cellular component: spindle; kinetochore; nucleus. Bases 241 to 2877 code for a protein of 878 amino acids. Gene Ontology annotation, biological process: protein localization to kinetochore; chromosome segregation; meiotic spindle assembly checkpoint signaling. Gene Ontology annotation, molecular function: protein binding; ATP binding; protein serine/threonine/tyrosine kinase activity.
GUGAAUGUAACUGACAUAUUGCCCUAAACAAACAUGGCUGAGGGAGACAAGGAACGAAAGCGUCGUCACUUCCGGUUCAGUUCGCGCCGGCCAAUCAUAUCGUAGUACUGGGGAUGUGGCGAAUUUCAAACCAGCGGCUGUCUGUGCUGUGUUAGUCGGUGCUGGGGCGCUAACCAGACGGUGACAGAAGGCGGGGGACGGUGAGAACACAGGCCGCGCUGGCAGACAGAUUUGUACAAAAUGGAAGAUGAAGAUAUAAGUGAACGAAAAUUGAAGAUUGCCUCCAUUCUGGAUAGAGUUAAAAGUUUCAAAACGAAGUAUGGGAAUGAAGAUAACUGGACGGAUGAGCUAACUUUCACCAAAUCUUCUGCUGACACGACAGAGCACUCUGGCGUCUUUAAUAACCUGUUUACACUAAAAACCCCGGAAGAAUGGCUGACUUCACUCUUAAAACUUGAGAGUACAGGCUUGCCACAGAGCGAUAGGAUGCUCCUGAAUAAAUUAAUCGACAAUUACACCCAGGCUGUUGAGGCGCUUUCUGCAGAAAAGUACAGCCAAAAUGAGAGUUAUUCUAAAAUCUUGGUUAGAUUCGCUGAGUUGAAAGCCAUACUGGACCCAGAUGAAGCACGUGACCAAUUCCAGCUUGCAAGGUUAAACUGCAAAAAAUUUGCUUUUGUCCACACUGCUUUUGCCCAAUUUGAGUGGUCUGAAGGAAACUUCAAAAAGAGUAAGCAGAUACUUCAGAAAGGAAGGGAUUGCAGAGCGGUCCCUGCUGAAAUGAUAGAGUUGGCGGUGACCAAUUUGCAGUUGAAGAAGCCUCAGCUGAUCUCUGAAGAAGACAAGGAGAACUUGGCCUUGUCUUUGAGCCAUACAAAUGGAGAAAAUGUGCAGAGCGCUGUGCUGGGAAGGCCCCAGAGAAUACGCAGCGACAGCUCUGAGGAUCUCUCCACCAACCUGUUCUUUUCGUUUGGACAAAAAUUAAGCUCACCUGAAGAAUAUGAUGAAAUUCCAAGGAAGCCUCUAGUGAACGUGCCUAACAAGACAUGUAUGUUUGGGAGAGUCCCUGUACAGCCCUUGACCUCUCCAGAAGCUGGUGCCAGUAAUAAGGACCUUUCCAUCGCAAGCGUAAAAAGACAACCACUUAAUGCAAUGCGUGUUCCUGUUCUGCCUUCUCUGUCAAAACCGAAGCAUGGUGGUGAUGACAACCAGGUUUCUGGGAAUAAGAUGUCCACCAUUAUUAGUCCAAAUGUGAGUCCCACUAGCCCAGUGCAGCUUAUAGAAGACAGUAUAGAAAUGAAAACUCCUUCUUCAGUGAUCAUCAGAAGAGCCAGUGCAACAACCACCCAUGUCCAAAGAGAUGAUGACACAAAUAUGGAUGACACAGAUUCUACCACAGCUCCAUAUAAACCUCAGGAAGUCAAUAAGGAGUUUGAACCUUGUCCUAAAAUUGAGAACAAUGUCACUCUCAAGCAUCCUGAUCCACCAAAACACACAAAUGUGGAAACAGAAUGGAAAUGGAAAGUUCCUGAGGUGCCAAGUGACAUUUUCCAAGCAGAGGGAAAGCGAAUGAGUAUUGAGCCAAAUGCUUAUCCUGUGUCCAAAAGAGUAUCUCCACCUGGGCCACCUCGAAAGUGUGAUCCUGCCUUUGUUUGUGCCACUCCUGCCAAACCACAGGAAGAUUAUAUGAGCUGUUUUAGAACUCCUGUGGUAAAAAAUUCUUUAGGACCCCUGUCGCUGAUGUCUACUCCUUGUGACAACCGUUCCAGCUAUCUUCCACAUACCGCAUCUAACUCUCUUUUACAACCUUUUCCGAUUGCUCAACCUAUUCCAUCAAGUGAAUGCAUUGUAGUUAAAGGAAGAGUAUAUGCAGUUCUGAAACAAAUCGGCACUGGCGGAUCUAGUAAAGUAUUUCAAGUUAUGGAUGACAAGAAGCAGUUAUAUGCUGUAAAAUAUGUGAACCUUGAAGAAGCUGAUAAACAGACUAUUGAGAGCUACCAGAAUGAGAUCUCUCACUUGAAUAAACUUCAGCAGCACAGUGAUAAAAUAAUUCGUCUAUAUGACUAUGAAAUAACAAAAGAACACAUCUACAUGGUGAUGGAGUGUGGAAAUAUUGACCUUAAUAGUUGGCUCAGGAGAAAGAAGACUAUUAAUCCAUGGGAAAGAAAAAGUUACUGGAAGAACAUGUUGGAAGCUGUUUAUACAAUACACCAACAUGGUAUUGUUCACAGUGAUUUAAAACCGGCAAACUUUUUGCUUGUUGAUGGGAUGCUUAAACUGAUAGACUUCGGCAUUGCAAACCAAAUACAACCUGAUGUAACAAGCAUUGUAAAAGAUUCUCAGGUGGGCACCAUUAAUUAUAUGCCACCUGAGGCCAUUAAAGAUACAACAUCUUUUGGAGAUAAUGGAAGGCCAAGAUCAAAGAUAAGUCCGAAAGGAGAUGUUUGGUCUCUGGGGUGUAUACUUUACUGCAUGACGUAUGGAAAGACUCCCUUCCAGCAUAUAACUAAUCAGAUCACGAAGCUGCAUGCCAUCCUGGAGCCCAGUUAUGAAAUAAAGUUUCCAGAUAUCCCAGAAGCAGAUCUUCAGGAUGUGCUUAGGAAAUGUUUAGUGAGAAAUCCUAAGGAAAGAAUAUCCAUCGCAGAGCUCCUCGCUCAUCCAUAUGUUCAGAUCCAGCCUCAAACACGUCCAGAAGAACAAGUACAGAAGGGUACCUCUGAGGAAAUGAAGCGUAUUCUUGGGCAGCUGAUUGGACUUAAUUCCCCAAAUUCUAUAUGCAGAGCUGCAAAGAGUUUAUAUGAUCAAUGUAACAGUGGCAAAAGCCUGGAUUUAACUACGAUUAGCAAAGAGACAAAUCAGAACACCUGGACGAUGAAGUGAUAUGCGGCUUCUGAAGCUUUGAUGCAAUGGAUAAAUAAAAAGUGCUGGACGUGGCUUUUAAGGUAUAUCUUCCUGAAGAUCCUCCUCACCGUUAUACGUCGGACCUCAUUGAUCCUACUUUUAAAUAAAGCUCUCAAACCAUUAUUAUAGUCCCAAUGAACAUCUAUGGUAGAACAAUGAUAUAGAAUAACUUUUCUCCUCAUGCUUCGGAUGGUGUCAAAUCAGAAUAUGCUAAAAUAGCCAGUUCUAGAUUAACACUAAGCCUGAAGGUAGAUAAGAGAUUAUAUAGAUUAUAUAUGCAAAUAGCAAGAACCAGUAAGCAGUUCAUCUGUAAAGUGUUGAAGGCAUAGUCCAACCUCUGCAUAGGGGAUGUGUGUCUGAUCGCAGGGGGGUCAUUGUCUGUGAGACCCCUGGAGAUACCAGAUCCCUGUACUCUGGUAUCUUCAGCACUCCCAUAGACUAUUAAUGCAGUACAUGCCGACCCAUCGCACCAUUUAGUCAGGAUCAUGGGAAGUUCCAGAGGUCAGACUACCCCUUUAAGCCAGAGUGUUCAUUUGUUGUAUAGUUACACUGUGUCCAUUGAGUUUAGCUAUUCACUUCAGUAUUAGAAGCCUCAAAGAAAUUUGUCAUUAGGUGAACAUUUAACCUUUUUUUCCCAAAAUGCUACAGUAUCUGCCAUUCAUUCCAUAGUUGACUACUCCUCUGCUGUGAAUACUUUUUAUUUCAGCUACGUCUAUGCUGUCAUUCCCUAGAAUCAAAGGUUCUCUUCUGCCACAGUGUAAAUAUGUCAUACCAGAAUUGUUUGGUUUUAUUGUCCACUUUGUGUAUGUGAACACAGACUUCAUAAAUCCAGCUAUUCAUUUCUCUGACACCUUGUAUACAUUGUAAUGCACUUUUGUAUAUUAUUUUCCAUUUCUAACUUACCCCUGUGUGUGUUCAUUUAUGAGAUUUUUUGUCUGUAAGAUGUACAUAUUCUUAAUAUGAGAACAUUUCCAAAUCAGCUUGACAUUAACAAUGAAACAUUAAAACACAUAAUUGUUAAUUUCUGUUUCCUUUGUGAAAAAAAAUCUUUAUUUGGAUAUAGUCUGAGGAAAGUUUUCAGAAGUACAACAAAAUCAAACCUGUAUAAGCAGGGUAUCAUUUUAAUCAUAUGGACCUACAGAAUAAAGUGUGUCAUUUUUACCGAAAAAUGUACUGUGUAGAAACAGAAGCCCCAAAAGUUACAAAAUUGUGUUUUUUCUUCAAUUUUGUCGCACAAUGGUUUUUUUUUUUCCGUUUCUCUGUAGAUUUUUGGGUAAAAUGACUGACGUCAUUACAGAGUGGAAUUGGUGGCGCAAAAAAUAAGCCAUCAUAUGGAUUUUUAGGUGCAAAAUUGAAAGAGUUAUAAUUUUUUUAAAGGUCAGGAGGAAAAAACGAAAGUGCAAAAAUGGAAAACUUCUGGGUCAUGAAGGGGUUAAACCACUUAAAAAGACACUUUUUGUUUACACAGGAAUAGGUGUUUUUUUUUUUUUUUUAAGUUAUCUUCAGGACAGCACAUGUUGCACAGCUGCAGUGUAGAACUGCUUCAGUAUGGAGGGCCUGGAAAAAGUUUGAAAACGGGAAAGAAGCAUUAUUGUCUAAUAGGAUAUAUUACAACAUUUUCUUAUAUUUGCUUGUAGUAUACAUCAAUGCAAAGUUUGUUUAAAUGACAGUGCCUAGAGACAUGUCGAAAGUUUUAACCAAUCAGGGUCUUUGUGCUGGGACCCCCACUGAUCAGGAGAAUGUUUGGGGAUGUAUGCUUGUCAGAAGUUACAGUGACACUUUGAAAACAGCACAUUUGUUCUUUACUUAGAUUUUAUGUGGUAUAUACCAGAUUUUACCAACUUUGCCUUGUUGGUAAACCAGUUUAAUAAAAACAAUCUAAAAAGUUAUUUUUGUGGACAACAAAAUUCUUUUACAUGCUUUUUUUUUCUGGCAGCACAUGUUGAGCCAGAAAGAAGUUCCGCAGCGUACUCCUAGAAGACAUAUCGUACAGAUGUGUGAAAAAGUAAGCACACACCUUGGAGUUGCCUGGAUUUUUGUAUUGAUUACUAAUACAAUGUGGUCAGAGUCUUAUUAUAGACACACAAAAUCUAACUUGACUAGUAACACAAGAAGUUGCAAAGGAAAAUGUGACACCUUCCAUUUAAUAACCUGUAGAUUCUACUUUAGCAGCAAUCACUUUUACAAGAUACUGUAGCUACAAAUAAGAUUUGCCCAGUGUUAAAAUGGAACUUGGGACCAUUCCAGGAGAAGAGAAACAUGGCUGCUUUCUUUAAAAACAGGACCAUAUCUGUCCUCCAGGUUGUGUGUGGUAUUACAACUCUGCUUGAUUUACUUCAAUGGAACUGAGCUAUUACCACACCUGAGCUGUUUCUGAAAAUACUGGCUAUGUUUUCUAAUCCUGGAAAACCCAUGUAAAAUGCUGGUCUUUAAAGGGUUAUUCUGGUGCUGUAGAAAAAGAAAAUAUUGUACAUACAGAUGUAGCCAUCAUUACCAUGAUCGUGCGAACACUAUAUAGAAGAUUGAAGAGAUGAGCAGCGGAGGACCGAACUAAUAAGAAUCAGAGCUGCAGUGAGGGAGUUGGGGGGA